UCGCAGUUUUUGUCCCGGCCAUCCUGUUUCCACACUGCACGUGGAAGUCCCGCGUCCCAGCUGAUGCCGAACUCUGACCCCGGCCUGAACCAAUCAGCCGCGGAUCGAUUGCGGUUGGGCAUUGCGACUUAACGUUCAUCCAUAGUUUGCAGACAAACGCAAUCACCCAUCGUCCUUGUGAGAGUGUCCUGCGUGUCUGUGCAGAAAGGAAAGACCUGUUUAUUUUUUUUGUUUUGUUUGCUGCUCUUAGAAGCCAGCAUGAGUCAGUGGCUUCUCACCUGGAGCAGCAAUAGAAAAAAAAAGAACACACCAGAUAUCACUUCGGUUUCUGCCUCCAAGAUAGAUUCCCUCAGGAGUAAAGUGGACUUGCUGCGCCUCCCCCUGGCCCUCUCCUCCAAGUCCAUCAGCAACCGCAAGAGCCAGCUGGGCGUGGUCUGGGAGAAGGGCGGCGGCGGCGGCGGCGGCUCAGGGGCAGGAGGGGCUCAGAAACCCCGCCCACCGCCAGCCUCCGACAUGGACAACGAUUCCAUAUACUCAGGCUACUCCUUCAAGUCGUCCCACUCACGAAGCUCCCGCAAACACAGAGAGAGGAGGGACAAGCAUCGCUCAAAGUGUCGCGACAGCAGCAUCCGUGGAGACAAGUCGGUGACCAUCCAGGCUCCCGGAGAACCGCUGCUUGAUGCUGAGUCCACCAGAGGAGACGACAGGGAUGACAACUGGGGUGAGACCACCACGGUGGUCACCGGCACCUCCGUGGACAGCAUCUCCAACGAGGACCUGACACGGAUCUCUAAGGACCUAGAGGAGUCCUCGCCGCUAGAGUGUCGCCGUUACUUCGGCCUAGCGUUGGGCGCCAUUCUGGGGCUCUUCGCUCUGGUCACUCCUCUGGCCUUCUUGGCCCUCCCACAGCUCCUCUGGCGGGACACACUGGACCCUUGCGGCACCCCGUGUGAGGGCCUUUACAUUUCUCUGGCCUUUAAGCUCCUGAUCCUCCUCAUCUCCACCUGGGCGCUGUUCCUCCGCCCGCCCAGAGCCACUCUGCCACGCUUCUUCAUAUUCCGCUGUCUGCUGCUGGUGCUGGUCUUCCUCUUCGUGGCGUCCUAUUGGCUCUUCUAUGGGGUGCGGGUGCUGGAGCCCAGAGAGACGGACUUCAGGGGAAUUGUGGGAUAUGCAGCGUCUCUGGUGGAUGCACUGCUGUUCAUUCAGUACCUGGCCCUGGUGCUGCUGGAGGUCAGACACCUACAGCCUGCUUUCUCUCUGAAGGUUGUGAGGACCACAGAUGGAGCCAGCCACUUCUACAGUGUGGGACAUCUCAGUAUUCAGCGGGCAGCAGUGUGGAUUCUGGACCAGUAUUACAGUGACUUCCCGGUGUAUAACCCGGCCCUGCUUAACCUUCCAAAGUCCAUCCUCACCAAGAAGAUGUCUGCCUUCAAGGUCUACAAUCUCGGGGAAGAGAACAGCACCAAUAACUCCACGGGGCAGUCCAGAGCCAUGAUCGCAGCCACCGCUCGGAGAAGAGACAACUCCCACAACGAGUACUACUACGAGGAGGCAGAGGUGGAGCGGAGGGUCCGCAAGCGCAAGGCCAGACUGGUGGUGGCAGUAGAAGAGGCCUUCACCCACAUCAAGCGUCACCAGGAAGAGGAGGCGACCGUAUCCUCGCCUAAACACCCACGGGAGGUGAUGGACCCCAGGGAGGCGGCUCAGGCCAUCUUCGCCCCCAUGGCACGGGCCAUGCAGAAGUACCUCCGUGCCACCAGGCAGCAGUCCUACCACAGCAUGGAGAGCAUCAUCAACCACCUGCAAUUCUGCAUCACGCACAACAUGACCCCCAAGGCUUUCCUCGAGCGCUACCUCAGCCCAGGUCCCACCCUCCAGUACCUGGACAGUGGUACGGGGCGCCGGUGGACACUGGUGAGCGAGGAGCCGGUGACAGCCUCUUUGCGCCAGGGCCAGGUCUUCACCCUGAAACGCCUGGACUUCUCCCUGGUCGUCACCGUCGCGCCCCUUCCCCACGUGUGCCUGGGCGAGGAGUUCGUCGACCCCAAAAGCCACAAGUUUGUCAUGAAGCUCCAGUCAGAAACGUCUGUAUAGGGGGAGGGAAAUGAAUAAUGGCUACUGUCUGUGCACACAAGAGGUGUAGCUUUUCAUGAAUUUUGUUUGUCGAUUAGCCCAAUUAUGCAAAUUGGAAACGUCUAAGUUAUCAUAAACCUACAGAAAAAAAAGAGGCAAGGCAACAGAAAUACCCCAUCUCUUGUCUUGUUCCUCUUUUUUCUUCUAGCGAACUACAAUUUCACCCUUGCCGCAAAGAGCUUACAUUUAACCGAUAAUGCACUGGAGACUGCUCCAACUUCCCAUUAUACUAAGGAAGGCUGUUCUUUAGUUGUAUUUCACAAGAGAUUUAAUAAAAUACAUUAUUUUGAUAACAAUUAUUUGGCUAAAAAAGGAAUGACCUGUUGAGUCUAUAAAUUGGACUUUAACCACACUUUUAAUUCAUGCAACCCUCAUUCAAGAGAUAUACCCAUGUGAGAUAUCAACUGGCGGUGGUAAAAUAUGAGAGUAUUCGGGAAGUGUACGGGAACACCGUACAGCCGACCUUUUUCUGGCGCAGUUAGACUUGAGAGGCCUGGCUUGGACUCGCACUACGUCAGAGCUGAUCUUGCGUCUCAUUUCGCUUCUUAGUUGAACUUCUCGUUUGCCACCAAAUGGUCCUGUACAGGCUACGGACUGGCAUCGAAAAAGGUUCCCCGAGCCUUUUUCUCCCCUCACUUUGGACAUUGACAGGAUUCUCUGACCAACUCCAAGGGAGAUGCAACCGCUUCUGAAUUGCUUCCUCUAUUUCUGAUUCCACUGAACAGUUUACUGAGAAGUGGACAUAAAUUAUUUUCCAGUGGAAAUAUGAUGUAAGAAACACUGGACGGGCUCAUGCACUGAGCAUUUCAUUGUAUUAUUCCUCUUUAGUUUUUAUUGAAUCACUUUUUAUUUCUGGAGUUCCACCUACAUAAAUGUUUUUUUUUUUUUUUUUUAAUGGUUAAUACUCAUGCACUGGCAACAAAUAUAAGCACAAUUUGGGCACAAUAAAGCACCAGUCUAUGUUCACUAACACUGGUAGGGGACGCUUUCACCUCUGCAAAUAGGUUAUAGUCUUGAUUAGCUCAGGCACAAUAUAGCCAAGUAACAUCAGUGUGCUUCUUUUUGGCAGCUUGAUGUUAAUUUUACUGUCUGAUAUUUUGCAAAGCCUGUGUGUGCGUGAAUGCGUCUCUGUGUGCGCGUGUGUGUGUCUGUAUGGUUGAAUAUGGCUGGAUCCCCGGCUGCACAAAGUGGGCGACCGGCCCAGGGGCUGAGACCCCCAGAGGCCGCAAAAUCCACAGGAUUUUUUUAUUUGAUUAAUGGCAAAUUGGUUCACUAAUUUAUCAUUGCAUUAGUAUAACACUGUCAGACUCAAUUUUAAAAAAUUAUCAAAAUUCAUACACAAAACCCACAGAUACUCAGUUUAUCAUGCAGCAUAGGAAACCAGCAUAUAUUCACAUUUAUGAAGCCAGAGCCAAUGGUGUGUGUGUGUGUGUGUGUGUGUUUGGUGUUUUUGCUUGAAAAAUACCUAACAAUUCAUCAGUUAUCAAAAUAGUUGCAAAUUGAUUUUCUGUCGAGGAACUAACUGAUUACUAGACUGAUCGUUCCACUUCUGUCUGAAAGCUGCUGUAUGUAUUUUGGGGGUCAACAGGGGCCCCCCCCAGCAGGUUAAUCCGGACAAGGGUUGAUACUUGUGCAUAUUUGUGCGUCUUUUGUGACUCAAAAAUGUCCUUUUUACACUACAAAUAAAGAUUGCCGUGCCAAUCACAAGCAGUUUACAUGUACAUUUCGAUGCAGUUUUCUAAGCUUGUAUUUUUUCCUGUUUAUAAUUGAUUUGUUUACUCUCACUUUAUUGUACUGAAACUAAGCUCUUAACACUUGUCUCAAGAUUGUUAUUUGCUGCUUAAGACUCUGUAAAACGUUUUUUAUAAAUGAUCACAUCCAGUUAAUCACAA
Molecule: messenger RNA, 4025 nt
Organism: Xiphias gladius (swordfish)
Lineage: Eukaryota; Metazoa; Chordata; Actinopteri; Istiophoriformes; Xiphiidae
Gene: vangl2
Product: VANGL planar cell polarity protein 2
Exons: 8
Coding region: 259-2094 (611 amino acids)
Biological process (GO): establishment of planar polarity; Wnt signaling pathway, planar cell polarity pathway; multicellular organism development
Cellular component (GO): plasma membrane
Source: RefSeq, a predicted model, not a curated record